AUGGCUAGCUUCGCUUCACAAAUUUCCUCUGUUUUGUUGUUUGUGCUAUUUACAACAACAUUCAACAGGGUGAUCAGUUGCAAUGAAAAUGAUGAAAAGCUGCUUUUAAUCUUCAAACAAGGAGUGGUUGAUCCAUAUAACCAACUCUCUUCUUGGACUACCGAAGAAGAUUGCUGUUUAUGGGAGGGAGUUCACUGCAACAACAUGACCGGAAGAGUCACAAAGCUUUCUCUUUUCAAUCGUACAUUGCGAGGUGACAUUAAUCUGUGUGUGCUUCAACUUGAAUUCCUCAGCCACUUGGACCUGAGCCACAAUGACUUCAAAACUGUGAGUAUGCCACCAUGCCAAAUCUCCAAAUCUCCUUUUGAUGCUCACAAAUUUCACAACCAAUCACUUCCUACCCCUUCGAAUCAGUCAGCAUGCUUUUCUGUUGCUCUACGUUAUCUUGACUUUUCAGUUAAUGGUUUAGUCAUCAAUGACCUUCAUUGGCUUUCUCAACUUUCUUCCUUGAAAUAUCUUGACCUCACUAACAGUGAUAUUGGAAAUGAAAACAAAUGGCUCCACCAUAUAUCCAUGCUUCCUUCACUCUCUGUGUUACACUUGAGGGGUUGUGGACUCACAGAUUUUCCUUCCCUUGAUUAUAUCAAUUUUACAUCACUUGAAAUUCUUGAUCUUUCUUUCAACUGUAUCAACUCAAUACCCAAUUCAUUCUUUAAUAUUACCAGUAACAUCUAUCACCUCGACCUUUUGGGAUGUAAUUUCUAUGGUCAAUUACCAAAAGCCUUGCACCAUCUUCAAAACCUCAAGCAUUUAAAUUUGAGUUUAAAUAAUCUUGAAGGAUCAAUUCCUGAUUGGAUUUGCCAACAUGAACAGUUGCAGCAUUUUGAAAUCUAUCUUAAUCAGUUGAAUGGUUCUAUUCCAUCAUGUCUUGGAAACCUUUCUUCCUUGAUUUCCUUAGAUUUGUCUAACAAUCAUUUCAGAGGAAAUCUUCCCAAAAGCCUUGGAAAGCUUCAUAACUUAAAAUCUUUAAGUAUUGAUGGCAAUUCUUGGUCAGGUGUCCUUUCAGAAAAGAACUUUGCCAACCUAUCAAGCUUAGCAUCACUAGCUUUGAGUUCAACUAGUUUUAAAUUUGACUUUGAUCCUAACUGGGUGCCACCAUUUCAACUCAAAUAUUUCUCUUCAGCAAAUACAAGCUUAGGUCCUAAUUUUCCAACUUGGCUAUAUACACAAAGGUCUCUAGAAAGGCUCCAAAUCUCUAGAUCAGAGAUUUCAAACAUUGAUGCAGAUAUAUUGUGGGGCUUCAUAGCAAGAAUUGAUGAAGUUGACCUAUCAAACAACUUCAUCAGUGGAGACAUAUCCAAUGUGACACUUCACUCAAGAGAUAUACGUUUGGACUAUAACAAUUUUACCGGAGGCCUCCCUCACAUAUCAGCAAAUGUUAUGUACAUUCAAGCUUCUCAUAACUCGUUCUCAGGAUCCAUUUCUGCGUUCCUAUGCCCCAGAGAGAGUAAUCGGGCUCAAAACAUGCUGUCUAUUUUGGAUAUAUCACAUAAUAAUUUAAGUGGAUCACUCCCUGAUUGCUGGGCCGGUUGGAAACAAUUAGUUUACCUUAAUUUGAGGGGUAAUAUAUGGUGA
Neltuma alba is the source of this 1635-nucleotide messenger RNA. Its product is annotated as receptor-like protein EIX1. The record is from RefSeq and is a predicted model, not a curated record. NCBI's taxonomy places the organism in Eukaryota, Viridiplantae, Streptophyta, Magnoliopsida, Fabales, Fabaceae. The coding region runs from base 1 to 1635 and encodes 544 amino acids. The transcript has a single exon. Gene Ontology annotation, molecular function: protein binding.